This is a messenger RNA of Plasmopara halstedii, 1788 nucleotides long. RefSeq lists its product as uncharacterized. The record is from RefSeq and is a predicted model, not a curated record. Lineage: Eukaryota; Oomycota; Peronosporomycetes; Peronosporales; Peronosporaceae. The coding region runs from base 1 to 1788 and encodes 595 amino acids. The transcript has a single exon.
AUGGAGACCCUGCCGCUAUUAGAUGAGGCUAUCACGUACUUACAAGCGGAGAUCGCUGCGCUUCGAGCCGGAGAAAAAGAUUCGAUCCUACCAUCACUUGCUGUAGCUGUAGCAGCUGGUGAAGCUCCACUUCCUGAGCCUCAAUUUACACCUCUUUUAGCACGAUGGACCCCAAGAGCUUCAUCUUUUUCCACGGAACUUGCGGCACUUGUGGACCAGUUUGAGGCCGCAAAGCGACGUGAGAUGGAAAAUGAGAUUAAAAGAGAGAAAAGUGACGCGAAUUUGCCUGUACACUCGGCACUGCAGCGAGUUAGGGGACAAAGAACGAGGCCUAGAACGAGACCAAGGAGAAGGUUUGAAGAUCCAGAUACAGGAGAUGCUUCACCAUCUGCUAGUGAUGGAACGCCCACUGCUUCACCUCGAGAAGAUGUGGGUGUAAACAUUGAAAAGAAUAUGAAAGUAGAAGAGAAUGAAGAAGAAAAGAAAAUCGAGAAAGAAGUUGAUGAUCAGAUGAUGGAGGAAAAGAAAGAAGAGAAGGAAGAAAAGAUUGAAGAGAUUAAGUCGAAGGAAGUUAAAGUAAAUGAGACAAAGAAUGUGGGAACAGAGAAGUUUGAUGUUCAAGAACAAUGUGAGAAUAUGAAAAGAGAUAAAGAAGCUCAAGCGAAGAUGAACGAGGAUGACAAGAUGAAGACUGAAGGAAGUGGAAGAGAAGAGGAAAAGAACGAGAAGCAGGUUGUCAAAGCGAAGAAUCCGGAGAAAGAGGAAGCGGAGGCUGCAUUGGCGAGCUUAAAGUCACUUCGAAAAAGUAUGUUGCUAGAUGUAUUGUCAAAGAUUGUAUCUGUGGCGAAAAGUAAAGGUGUGGAUCCCGCCAUCUUUACAAAGGAUGGAAUAGAAAUUUCUCCAAAUGAGAAGAAAGUUGAUUUAAAGACAAUUCAAGAACGAGUGGCGAGUGGUAUUGUAUGUGAGUGGGCACAAUUUGCAGAGCAGGUAAAUCUCUUCUGUCAACAUGUUGUGACAAAUGCAGAGCAACGAGAACAAGCAGAAGCAAGACGUAAAGGUGUCGAGUUAUUACACUUUGCUCGAACUCUUACUGAGACAUUGCGCAAAGCUAGUGUAAAGAAAGAAAUGAUAUUGUUGCAGAAGAUUCAAGAUGCAGAAGAAGCAGCCGCUGCUCGAGAGAAGGCAUGUAUCAAUGAUUCAGAGAAAUUCAAGUACAAGAAUGACAAAGAAGAUGAACAUGUUGAAGAACAGAAGUUCAAACCGACAAAUGGAGAUGAUUUAAACAUGACAGUAAAGAAUGAAGAUACUCGGCCGUCGCUACUUACACCAACACGUGCACUUCGGCAAAUUCGACAGCGUCCAAGUCUUCCAUGUGAUUCAAUUGAGCACUCUCCAUCUCCUCUAACAAAAAAACGAAUUCGUGAUACUUCCAUCUCUGCAGCUUCAGCAAGUGAAGAUGCAAGUGGUUCAGAAAGUCAUGACGCCUCGACAUCUGACGCUGACGUCAAAUCUCGUGGACGUGUCAAAUCUUCAAAAACAUCUGCAAAGCGCACCCCAACACGUCGACGACGACUUUCAAUACCAGCAACAAGAACAAGUUCACGACAACAAAAGCGACGAGCUGCAGCAGCUGCAGCGGCUGCUGUUGAUAGUGGAGAUGAAGGAGGUAGUGGAGGUGAAGUUCUAAUGUCACUUGAUGAAAAAGAAGAAGGUGAAGGUGAAAAUGACGAUAAGAAAAAAAAAGUCAAGUCAAAAGUGAAGAAAAAAGUGAGUCGGAACAAACGGUAG